Messenger RNA from Dermatophagoides pteronyssinus (European house dust mite), 1615 nucleotides. RefSeq names its product serine/threonine-protein phosphatase 5-like. Gene Ontology annotation, molecular function: protein binding; hydrolase activity. The record is from RefSeq and is a predicted model, not a curated record. Lineage: Eukaryota; Metazoa; Arthropoda; Arachnida; Sarcoptiformes; Pyroglyphidae.
CAUUGCAUUGUUGAUCAGCAUGUUUUAGCAUUUUUUUUUUGUUUGCUGUAUAAACUUAUAAUUUUUUCUUGUAAUUUGGGCCAUAACAAUUAAUAUAUCGACAUUUAUUCAAAAAAUUCAUUGCCAUGAAUACUGACGGUGAUACUGUGAAGAAUUGCACUAAAUUUGCCGAAUUCAAAGAUUUGACUGCUGACGAAUUAAAAUGUAAAGCUAAUGAAUAUUUCAAAAGAAAAGAAUAUGAAGAUGCAAUUGAAUUGUAUUCGAUGGCUAUCGAAAAAGAUCAAAAUAAUGCUAUACUUUAUGGAAAUCGAAGUUUUGCUUAUCUUAAAACCGAAUGUUUCGGUUAUGCCUUUACCGAUGCUUCCCGUGCUAUCGAAAUUGAUAAGAAUUAUAUUAAAGGCUAUUAUAGAAGAGCCGAAGCACAAAUGGCUAAUGGACGUUUUAAGCAAGCAUUAAAAGAUUUCGAAACUGUUGUCAAAUUUUGUCCAAACGAUAAGGAUGCUAAGAUUAAAUGUCAAGAAUGCAAAAAAAUCGUCAAUCAAAAAGCGUUUGAAAAAGCAAUUUCUGUGGAUACAAUCAAAAGAUCGGUGGCCGAAUCCAUAGAUUUUGAAUCGAUGACAAUCGAUGAUAAAUAUGAUGGACCAAAAAUUGUGGAUGGAAAAGUUACAAAAGAAUUUGUUGAAGAACUAUUAGACACAUUUAAAGACGAGAAAAAAUUAGAUCGGAAAUAUGCUUACAAAUUGAUAUUGGAUGCACGAGAACUAUUUUCUAAGUCGAAAACAUUGGUAGACAUUGAAAUACCGAAAGGAAAAAAAUUUACAGUCUGUGGCGAUAUUCAUGGACAAUUCUAUGAUCUGUUAAAUAUAUUCAAAUUGAACGGUUAUCCCAGUGAAGAUAAUCCUUACCUUUUCAAUGGUGAUGUUGUUGAUAGAGGUUCAUUCUCAGUCGAAUGUAUCCUAGUUUUAUUUGCUUUCAAAAUUCUUUAUCCAAAUCAUUUGUUCAUAGCUCGUGGCAAUCAUGAAAGUGAAACUAUGAACAAAAUUUUCGGUUUUGAAGGUGAAGUCAAAGAAAAAUAUUCAAAACAAAUGUAUGAUCUGUUUACUGAAGUUUUUGAAUGUCUUCCAUUGGCACAUUGUUUGAACAAAAAAGUUUUGGUCAUGCAUGGAGGCCUUUUCAGCAAAGAUAAUAUCACAUUAGAUGAUAUACGUAAUAUCGAACGAAUUAGACAGCCACCUGAAGAUGGUCUAAUGUGCGAUAUUUUAUGGUCUGAUCCUAUGCCGGUGAAAGGACGUUUACCAAGCAAACGAGGUGUUGGUUGUCAAUUUGGACCAGAUAUUACAGAAAGCUUUUUAAAGUUGAAUAAUUUAGACUAUAUCAUUCGAAGCCAUGAAGUGAAAGAUAAUGGUUAUGAAGUGGCUCAUGGUGGUAAAUGUAUUACAGUUUUUUCCGCUCCCAAUUAUUGCGAUCGUAUGGGCAAUCUAGGCGCAUUCAUCAAUUUCAUUGGAGGCGAUGAAUUGAUUCCAAAAUAUACAACGUUCAAAGAAGUGCCUCAUCCUGAUAAGAAACCGAUGUGCUAUUCUAGUAAUCUUUUUUCAAUGAUGUAAUUUAUUCUGUU